This is a messenger RNA of Stylophora pistillata, 1566 nucleotides long. Its product is annotated as syntaxin-6. Lineage: Eukaryota; Metazoa; Cnidaria; Anthozoa; Scleractinia; Pocilloporidae. Gene Ontology annotation, biological process: Golgi vesicle transport. Gene Ontology annotation, cellular component: membrane. The record is from RefSeq and is a predicted model, not a curated record.
UUAAUGGCAGCGAUUGUCAACUGUGAAGCUUUCAGCAUCUUCGAGUAUUCAACAGUAUUUUAAGCUUGUAUAUCGGCCUUUCCCAGCGUAUAUUACCUUUACCCCUUACCUAAACGACAUUUUAAUGUUUUAAAGCCGUUUUGGUCAAGAAAUGUCUCUGGAGGAUCCGUUUUUCGUCGUCAAAGAGCAUUGUUGGGAAGAAGAAAUGAUAAACCAAAAGACAGGUACUCAAGGUUAGAUCAAGAAAUUGAGAACUCAAAUCAAGCUUUUAUUAUGGACCAACAGCAACAACAGGAGUUAAUGAUAAGAGCUCAAGAUGAGCAGCUUGACAUGGUUGGGCACAGUGUUGGAGUUUUAAAAAACAUGGGAAAGAAGAUUGGUGAUGAAAUUGAAGAUCAAAAUUUGCUCUUAGAUGAUUUUGGACACGAAUUAGAAAUGACAGACUCCAAACUACAACAAACUGUUCUUAAAGUGGAAAAAGUUUUAAGAUUAUCAGAUGAUAAGAGGCAAACCUGUGUACUGGUAGCUCUAAUUGUGAUUAUGAUAGUGGUGAUCAUUUUAUUUGUUGCGUUAUAAGGACUGUGACAAAGAUGCAGGAAAAAAUGUAGAAUUUGGACUUUUAGUUUUCUGGAGUUUAUAGGAGAAAGGCUGUAACAUGCUUAAGGGCUGGCAUACAGCAGUAUGUUACAUUUGUUUUUUGAUGUGUAUCCUGUUGUUUUAGUUUGUUCUUUGUUAAAUUUUAUCUUUCUUUGUUUCUGUAUGUGCUCAAGUAUAAUAGUGAGCACAAAAAGAUGGAAAUAUGUACAUUACUUAUUUAUCAGAAUGAUGUAUGAGUUAUAUAUUAAAUAUUGAAUAGAUAUUUUUUAUCAUUUUGCAUAAUCUUUGGCAAUGAUUGGUUUUUCACUGUUUCAAACUCUUACACUCACUUUCUUGCAGUGUUCUAGUGUUAUUCUGACAUGUUAUUGGAACCCAGAAUCCUGAAAAGCGAUAUCACCCAGAGGGUCUCUGUAAUGACAAUUUUUCUUUAGUUUUCAGACAAAACUGUGAAAUAAUUGUUUACUAUGAUGGAAUAAAAUCAAAGGUGGAGUAAAUGAACUAAUUAUAAGUAAAGAUGGUGGAGGAGGGGAGGAGGCGAUAAACAGAAAUUGAAUUGAUGAAAUCAAGCUGUCAAGGACACUUUGGGAAUUCAGUGGUGCUCCUAAAACUUGUCAAUUUGAGAAGAAAUGUGUCAGAAAGAGAUCUCAAAAAAUUGCAUACGCAUUAUUUUUUCCCUUACAAAAUUAUUUUAGGGCUGGUAGGGUGAGAUAAAAUCUCUUGCCUCUUUUGUAACAAGGUAUCUCCAAUUGAACGGAAUUAUCAAAAUUAUGGCUAUACAACACUAAAAUAAAGUUAUCGUCUGUUACACUAAAAAGACAAGGAUGAAUUUAGACAGUUAACCUUCUAUUCUCUUUCUUUAGUAAAAGUGCUUGAAAAUGAAGGUUAAAAUAAGUAUAUGACCAAGGAAAUAAUAAGGUGUUUGAUUUGUAUUUUUUCCCCUUUAUGUAAUAAAACAAUUAUGUAUUUAUC